GGAUCGGCGUUCUCAAGGCUCAAGUGGACAAGACGGCCGACAACACGUAGUUCGACCCUUGGCCAUAAGAUCCAACCCUUUUUUCUCCCCCAGAGGAAAUUUGGGGGGGGGUGCAGAACUACGGGUGAAGGUUCAACCUACCCCACAGGAGGAGUUAUCGGGGGCGGUGUUGCACCAAUGGGCGGAGGAACAUCGGGCGCAGAGGGACAAACAGUCCAGCCAAGAGGCCGGACGUCUCCUUCCUUUAGAAGGACCACAUCACAAGAUGUUGGACGCGAGCGAAAUGCGGUGACUCCAACGAAGCUAAGGAGGCGCCUAAGCGAGGAUAUGAAGGACCUUCAUAUCCGCGAAGGAAAUGACGACGAAAAUUAUGGAGCCUCCGGAACACCGUCGCACGGUCAGGAGCAGGGGAAGCAAGGCUCUACUUCAAAGUCCAUGAAGCGGUCGCAUCGUCAGCUAAUGGAGAAGAAGGACCAGGGUCAAAGCUGGACCAAGUACCUCCUUCCGUUGCUGUUCACGGCGGCGCAGGAAGGCGUCUUCGCCCUGGCUUGGGCAGUUUCCCCAUCAGAAACAAUUUUUCCAACGCUACAAAUUUCAGGCCCACCGAUGCCUCAGGAAACGGUGGCUAUGACGAGGAGACUAUUUGGUCCAGACAUAGCGGUGCGCUGUAUCCCGGACGUCCCGACACCGAAGUUCUUUGUCGAAAAGCAAGUGAAAAAGGCAUUAGCGAAAGCAGAGCAACGGGUGGAAAUUCUCCCCCCCAGCUCUCAGGAAGAGCAAUGGUGGAAACAAGAGAGAGCAGUUCGGAUGAAGCAGUGGGAUGAGAUACAGGAGGAGAAGUCAAAACGAUGGGUGGAAAUUUUGAGUGUGAAAGGCAUAGCAACGGGGGGAAGGCUGUCAAAGUCCACGUUUCAACUCUUGUCGCCUCGAUAUAACCACCAAGCGAUGAAAUCCUUAAUGCACCCCUUCGACGAACAGGCACCUGUGGCCGUCUCGUCUACAGAAAUGUGUAGCUACGCACAACAGUAUUACCAGGACAUUCUAACCUCUCGGAGACGCCCAGAGGAACUUACCACCAACCAGGACAACUUAAUAGAUCUUUGGGAAGUGGUAGACGCGCGACUGCCAAGGGUGGGACAACUGGACUUGGACCGACCCAUCACAGAGAUGGAAGUCAGACAAGCGCUGAAGGACAUGGCUAGGGGAAAUGCUCCUGGCUCAGACGGUCUUACUGUAGAAUACUACAGUAUGUUCUGGUCAGAGCUAGAAGCCCCACUGAUUAAGUUCUAUAAUGAUAUUUUAACGGAUGGCAAGUCUUGGCUUGCAAAGGUAAAUCGUAGAGGGAAGUUAGAGAUGUGCUCGUGGUUUAAGGAAGAUACGAGUGUUUUGUUGAGUUGCUUAUCGUCCGCUCUUUUCGAUUGGAAAUGCUGUGCGGGGAUUGGGAAGCGAGAAAGGCAGAAUUCCUGGAGAAAGGAAUCAGGAGGGGAGGAAGGAGAGGCGGGGAGGGGCAGGAGCAAGCGCGAGCGACAAGGAAUCAGACACGUGUUCUGUCUCCGAUCGAUGAACGCAGCGCUGUCUGGAGGCGCAUGGCUAUUCUUGUCAGGCGACUUCGGGGUAGUGCUGCGGCUGCCGCGGGAGAAACCUGAAAUUCAAUCUGCCUUCACCGGGACAGAUGUGGCCAUCCCUAGACGGCCGCAGAGAAGGUAUCGUUACGACGGAGCAAGAACAGGGGAACUAGCUUCAGUCCCCACGUCAGGAGCAGCAGGGAUGGACACAAGAUCGUCGUUAUCACUCUCACUCUCAUUGUCGCAUGGCGACUGCGUAAGCCGAGAAUGGUGCUCAACAUCAGCAAGCACAAGCAGUGCUGCUUGUGCGACGAGGAGGUGCGGGAGGGGUCGAAGCGCUAGCGAUCGGCUCGUUUGUAAUCAUUGGAAAAGAGGACGCUUCGGAAGACUUAGUGCGAUUGUCAGAAAAAGAGCAUGCGAUUCUUCGCUGGUGGAAAAAGAGGGAAGCGUGCAAGAGACUGUUGCUGCGGGUUUCCUUUCGGGCCCAUCAACCCGUGGUAGCCAGGUUUCGGGUUCAUGUCAGCAUGGGGGUUUCUCUCAACUGGCGGCGAGCAGAAAGGCGCACAGUGUCACGUGCGAAAUGGUCAUCAGAGGCUUGUUGUCACGCGAGGAGGACUGGCUAUUACCUCGUGGCGUUUUUAGGCGCUGCGCGCCGAUAAAGGGUCGAGCUUCCGCUGCAGCGGAUGCAGCAGCAGCUUCAGGUUGGGAGCCCGGUUCGGCCGUUACAGCGUCCUCUGCGGAUUCCAUAAGUGAGACUGUCGAGGAGGAGGAGUCUGUAUCCAUAGCUGAGAAUGUGUCCAAGUUCAGAGACGCUUUUUGGCGGUUUCUACGGCCGCAUACCAUACGCGGUACGCUCCUCGGCACAACCGCUGUUGUUGUGAGGGCCUUGAUGGAAAACUCUCACGCUAUCAAUUGGGCGCUGACGCCCAGAGCUCUGCGAGGCCUGCUGGCGUUGCUCUGCGGCAACGGGUACAUUGUUGGCAUCAACCAGAUAUACGACGUAUCUAUCGACAAAGUGAACAAGCCGUUCCUUCCGGUCGCGGCGGGGGAUCUCAGUCCUGCAUGGGCAUGGGCGCUUUGCCUCCUUCUGUCGGCGGUCGGGAUCGGGAUUGUCGCGACGAACUUCGGACGGCUGAUCACCGCUCUGUAUUGCACGGGGCUGUUGCUGGGAACCAUUUACUCCGUCCCUCCCUUUCGGCUAAAGCAAAACCCGCUCUGGGCAUUCCUCAUCAUUGCAUUCGUCCGGGGAGUUCUGUUGAACUUUGGGGUAUAUUACGCGACGCGUGCGGCGUUGGGACUGCAAUUUGCUUGGAGCCCUUCCGUGGCCUUCAUCACUGUCUUCGUCACCCUUUUCGCGACGGCCAUUGCGAUCACCAAGGACCUUCCCGAUGUGGAAGGUGAUAGACAGUUCAACAUUGCCACUUUCGCCACCAGGCUCGGUGUUCCGACAAUAUCUAUGAUCGGAACCGGCAUCAUUCUGUGUAAUUACGUCGGCGCCAUCGCCCUCGCGCUGAGCAUGCCCGCGACAUUCAACCUUCCUGUGAUGAUCGGAGGACACGUGCUUCUCGCCCUUAGUCUUUCCUACAACGCCUGGAAAUUGGCCAAGGCUGGCUACGCUAAACCGGCUAUCCUGGCAUUUUAUCGUUUCAUCUGGAACCUCUUCUAUGGAGAAUACAUCAUGUUCCCGUUCAUUUAAAUCCGUCGGUCGUAUGGAGAAGACAGCAUGUUCCCGUUCAUUUAAAGCCGUCGAUCGAGUCAAGACUCAUGGUUGGAUAGCGAGCGAGGUAGAUAUAUGGCCUCAGAAGGGUUUACUUACGUGAGUUGAUGAUGGAAGAGAGUAACAGGCAAUGAACGGUGUUCUUUGGAGGGGAGGGCAGUGUCCCGCAGUGGUUGCGCCGCACCGGUCACAAUAUGCUCACUCACAUUCUGCAUAAAUAUUCGACUGGCCAGCGGGAUGGUUGCGAUCGCGAUCGGCCCGUCCGUGACGUGAACUACGUUGUUUCAAUCAGGCAGCUGGGAUUACUGUAUGUGUCAAGGAAAGCAGAUGGCUUUUCUUCGAUCCGGAUGAGACUCCAGGUCAUCGCUUUGUUUUCCGUUUCCCCUCUCUCUCUCUCUCGUCCCCCACCCCCCACCCUCGCCUAAACAGGAAAUUAGGAGGGAAGCCGAUGAUGAGCCAUGUGCCUCAGAUGGUUUCCUUUAAUCGUUUUUCACUUUCCUCUUUUUUCUCCCGUACCUAUCUAUUUAUCUAUCUAUCAAUCACUGUUGACGCUCCAUUUCUUUAUCGUUUUCGUUGGCGCGGGCAAGCUGUAACGCCGUCGUCCGAAGUGAUUCCGAACCACCUACUGUAGCGUGGCAACUUCCGAGGGUAGCUAUUGCUUCCCGAGGUGGUUCGCAUGAGAGCAUGUAGUACACCUAAAAUUGCCCAUUUGAAUCGACGACAUUGUCUGAAUCCGUCACAGGUAACCAUUGUUAAACACCUAUCCUCACAGAAGCUGCGAGAUUAUCUGAAUAUCUGUCUUUGUGAGAGUUUGUCUGUGUAUGCGUGCGUGCUUAUGUCUGUAACUCCUCCGGCCCGUGCGUUCCUCGAUCGCCCAGGGGCGUGCAGGUCUUCUUUUGGGCGUGUUCAUUGGUGAGCCAAACGCGCCUGAUGUAACCUUUCAGAUGUCCCCUUCGAAAUCACCACGUCUGCGGACUGGGCAGAGCUCUUCUAGCCGAGACCUGUCUCUGUGUGUGUGUGUGUGUGUGUGUGUGUGUGUGUGUGUGUGUGUGUGUGUGUGUGUGUGUGUGUGUGUGNNNGAGAGAGAGAGAGAGAGAGAGAGAGAGAGAGAGAGAGAGAGAGAGAGAGAGAGAGAGAGAGAGAGAGAGAGAGGGUAUUGUCUUCCACGGCAUCCGUUAAAGGGAAGCCAGUGCAGGGGCGGGUCUCUGACGUUUGAGCAGCUUGCAGCCUAGAUUUAUGCAGCGCAGAGUGCAUUCUAAACGUCCCUGAGCAGGAGGUGCGACUGGAGAGGCUGCAGAUGAAGAAGAAUGUGGCCUCUGCGAUGGAGGGUACUGGAGGGAACAAGAUGGAGAGUGCUUUCUGAAGUUCUAUGUCGGUUGUACCCCAGUUUCAAACAUAAGAGAAGAGCGUGCCCUGUCCAGAGCGGAUUAGUUUGAGGAUCCGUUUUGAAUCGAUUAGAUUAUGCUUGUAUGAUGAUACAGGAGCAUGCUUAUUCUUUUAGCUGUGGAAAAACUUUGUAAUUGGCUGGUGAGGUGGGCAUUGGUUGGGCCAGGUUGCCAAGGUUUAUGCGGCGAGUUGGUGGUGUGUAUGGCGAGGGGCUGCAGUUUAUAGGGCUAUGUGCCGCCAGGCUGAAGGUUGCAGCGACCGACAAAGCUAAUGGCGAGAAUGUAGGUGCAGUGUAUAGAACCAGUCGCUUGGUGGCUGAAGUGUGCAGCCAUCAACAAAGCGAAUGGCGAGAA
Messenger RNA from Chara braunii, 5021 nucleotides. The record is from the annotation of a GenBank genome assembly. Lineage: Eukaryota; Viridiplantae; Streptophyta; Charophyceae; Charales; Characeae.